AUGUCAGACGCUCCGACGACCUGGAACCGUCCCUUGAACCACGUGGCCGUCUCGGUCUCCGACAUUGAAGCCGUGGUGUCCUGGUACAGCACGCACCUGGGUUUCCGGCUGUUGGGGAAGAUCGCGCACAUCAAGCGGUCGUCGGACCCGGGCGCCGCCAUCUUCGCCAUCUACCCGGCCACCCUCAACGAGGUCAAGCUCGCGUACUUGGCGACCGGGAACGGCGUCGGGUUCGAGGUGUUUGAGUUUGUGGAUCCCAAACCGGUGGCGCCCGAGCAAGAGUUCCAAUACCAGCGCGGUGGCUUCUUCCACGUCUGUGUCACGGAUCCGGACCCCGAUGCUCUGGCGGACAGGGUCGUCAAGGCCGGCGGGAGGAGGAUCGGGCAGACGGUCGACCCCGGCAAUGUCGGUGUCAAGUGUCUCUACUUGGCGGAUCCGUGGGGGAAUGUCGUCGAGGUUCUUUCGGUGAGCUUUGAGUGGUUGGCCUGCCGGACGGCGUAUUAA
This is a messenger RNA of Fonsecaea erecta, 504 nucleotides long. RefSeq lists its product as hypothetical. Gene Ontology annotation, biological process: L-methylmalonyl-CoA metabolic process. The transcript is spliced from 2 exons. Gene Ontology annotation, molecular function: methylmalonyl-CoA epimerase activity. Lineage: Eukaryota; Fungi; Ascomycota; Eurotiomycetes; Chaetothyriales; Herpotrichiellaceae. The record is from RefSeq and is a predicted model, not a curated record. Bases 1 to 504 code for a protein of 167 amino acids.